Molecule: messenger RNA, 1874 nt
Organism: Pteropus alecto (black flying fox)
Lineage: Eukaryota; Metazoa; Chordata; Mammalia; Chiroptera; Pteropodidae
Gene: RIPK3
Product: receptor interacting serine/threonine kinase 3
Exons: 10
Coding region: 193-1671 (492 amino acids)
Biological process (GO): protein phosphorylation
Molecular function (GO): JUN kinase kinase kinase activity; ATP binding
Source: RefSeq, a predicted model, not a curated record
AGUUAGUUAUUCAGUCACUCGGGGUAGGCAGAGCACCAGGAAGUGGGAAGCGGAAUCAGAAUCCGUGCAGGGGCCUAGAGAUUGACCCCUCUCCCCACCCCCGACACCUCUCUGCCACAAACCCCACUCCCAGAAGUCACUCCAUCCAUUUGGACUCACGAUUUCCAGAAGCCUCUCGCACCUCUCGGCCUGAUGUCUUCUGGCCAGUUGUUAUGGCUCAACAGUGCCCGAGCCUCCAUGGUGCCCAUCGAAGAUUUGAAGAACCAGAAGGUCAUUGGUCAAGGCGGAUUCGGCACAGUGUUCCAGGCAUACCACCAGAAUUGGGGUCAUGAUGUGGCCGUCAAGAUUGUGAACUCGGAGAAGAUAUCCAAAGAAGUGAAGGCCAUGGCAAAUCUGCAUAGCCUGUAUGUGCUGCCACUGCUGGGGGUCACUGAGAAGCUGGAGUGGGACUACGUGUCUGGACCGGCUCUGGUGACUCCAUUCAUGGAGAACGGUUCCCUGACAGGGCUGCUGCUGCCCCAGUGCCCACGGCCCUGGCCACUUCUCUGUCGCCUGUUGCAGGAGAUAGUGCUUGGGAUGUGUUAUCUGCACAGCCAGAACCCAGUGCUUCUGCACCGGGACCUGAAGCCCUCCAAUGUCCUGCUGGACUCAGACCUGCACGCCAAGCUAGCAGAUUUUGGCCUGUCCAAGUUUCUGGGAGAUUCACAGUCAAAGGCAGGAUCUGGGGAGUCAGGGGGUACCCUAGCCUACUUGGCCCCAGAACUGUUGGCUGAUGUAAACCGGAAGGCCUCUAGGGCCAGUGAUGUCUACAGCUUUGGGAUCCUAAUGUGGGCAGUGCUAGCCGGAAGAGAAGCUGAGACAGUGACCAACACAUCGCUGGUGCAGGGGGCCAUGUGUGACAGGCAGAUCAGGCCUCCACUGACUGAGCUGGCCGAGCCAGACCCUGAGACUCCUGGCUUGGAAAAACUGAAGGAGCUAAUGCAGCACUGCUGGAGCCAUGAGCCCAAAGACAGGCCUCCCUUCCAAGAAUGCAGACUAAAUACUGAAGAAGUCUUAUGCCUGGUAGAGAAAAGAGAUGUAAAUUGUACAAAGAUGAAUGCUGCAGUCUUCAAAGUGAAGACUUUCCUGUCUGAGCACCGAGGCAGCAACAAGAGGUUUUCUGCCCUUGAGCCAGACUCAGGAGGGACAGAAAUGGAUGGCCCUGGGGAAAUCCCAGGAAACCUUGAGUUUAAAGUCUCUGAGAUGCUGAACAAAUUGAAUCUAAAAGAGUCCCCCAGCUCUGUUCCUGAAAAAGGUACAAACCUUCCCAAGAGGAUGGAGGCACAAGGGGAGCAGGUUCAGCAUGCUCAGACAGCAGGGAUGUCUUCUGAUUCAAAAGCCCAACCUACCUUUAUUCCGGAGACCUCACCUUUCAGAAACCAGAUGCCCAACCCCACCUCAGCAUGGACGCCAGGUCCUGGACCCCAAAGGAAUCAGGGGGCUGAGAGACGUGGCACCACCGAGCCCUCCAGGAAGCCAAGGCCAAAUCCAGUACCAGGGCCUGUUACCGUCUAUGACAGCCAAUUCGUACAGAUCGGAAGUAACAACUUCAUGACAAUACCAAGAGAAGCUGCCUUAUUCACGCCACCUAAGGGCAUGAGCAGGAGCUGGCAACGCAACCCACACAAGUAGCUUCGGAAGAAGUGCUGCCUGAAGAACCUGAAGCCUGGACUGGGCCACAUGGCCGGUAUAAUAAUGGCAAGAAUUGAGGAAGUGUCUAAGCCGCCUCCUGUAUUUGAGGCAGCUAGCCAAGACUUUCUUUGAGGAUCAUCGAGCCUGCGCCCAGACUGAUUUUGUAUCCCAGGAAUCAAUAAAGUGGUCGAAUUUUAGCCAAA